Vigna radiata var. radiata (mung bean) is the source of this 519-nucleotide messenger RNA. Its product is annotated as ethylene-responsive transcription factor 1B-like. Lineage: Eukaryota; Viridiplantae; Streptophyta; Magnoliopsida; Fabales; Fabaceae. The transcript has a single exon. The record is from RefSeq and is a predicted model, not a curated record. Gene Ontology annotation, molecular function: DNA-binding transcription factor activity; DNA binding. The coding region runs from base 1 to 519 and encodes 172 amino acids. Gene Ontology annotation, biological process: ethylene-activated signaling pathway; regulation of DNA-templated transcription.
AUGGGUUCCCCUUUCUUUCAGCAUUCAGAUUGGGGGACGUUGAAGGAGACAGGUGAUAUUCUGUUUGAACCAUUUUCAAGCAAAGAUAUUUGUUGUGACCCUUUCCAUGACUAUCUUUCCUUUGAUAUGAUUGAGCACUCAAGGGAUCCACAGGAACCGAGUGAAGUGAUUGAAGCUGUGGAAGUGGUGCAAAGUAAUAAGCAGUGUUAUAUUGGGGUAAGGAGAAGAGCGUCGGGAAGGUUUGCGGCGGAGAUCAGAGACGCCACGAGGAAAGGUACCAGAGUUUGGCUUGGAACGUUUUCUAAUGCAGAAGAAGCUGCUUUGGCUUAUGAUCAAGCUGCAUUUCUCAUGAGAGGAUCAUGUGCACUGCUGAAUUUUCCUGUCAAAAGGGUUAUAGAGUCUUUACAUCAACUCAAUUACUUUGCUUGCAACCAAGCCUGCUCUCCGGCAUUGGAACUCAAAAACAGGCACAACAUGCGACGAAAAUUAUCGUCAAAGGCUAAGGAAACUAAAACCUAG